CCCUGCACUUUCGGUCCGAUCCGCGGCCGCCCGCUCCGUCUCCGGAGCGCCCUUCAACCGUCCCCUGACCCGCUUCCGAGUGCCAGUGCAGCUCGAGCCCGCCGACCAUGCCCGCGGGCGUGUCCUGGACGUCCUACCUGAAAAUGUUCGCCGCCAGCCUCCUGGCCAUGUGCGCCGGCGCGGAGGUGGUGCACCGGUACUACCGGCCGGACCUGACAAUACCUGAAAUUCCACCAAAGCCUGGAGAACUCAAAACAGAGCUUUUGGGACUGAAAGAGAGACAAGAUGAACCUCAAAAUUCAUCUCUGCCAAGAACUCUGUGAAUAAUAUUAUGAGAGUUAAAUAUGUAUUUUUAGAAUUUACUGAGUCAAACUACUUGUGUUUAAGCACUAAUACAAUGCUAACUGCAGAGGAAGUGCUCAGCAGAUGUUAACUGAUGCAUUGAGAUUUAGUUAUGGUUUGACUAGUGUUUCUUGAAAACUGCCAAAGCUUAUAUCAUCAGCUCCUCUGAUGUGGUUUGAUAGAUACCUAGUCUUAAAUAUCAUGUGAGAGAACAUAUUUGCAGUGUCUCCUACCCUUAUAAUUCUGGUUUAUUUCUCUGAAUAAGCUUGACUAUAACGGCAAAUGGGAAUUAUAAAUUAACUAUAAUAAAAGUGACAUUGACCAUGAAUGCUUAGGGUGAGAAGUUAAUAUUUCUCUAAAUAUUGGAAAGUACUAUUUGUACUAAACUGAAUUCAGUUGAAAUAUUUAAAGUUUGAAAUUCUUUUAGAGUUGUAUACAUAACAAAAUUAUAAACAAUUGUGACUUGGACGGUCACAAGUUCUCUACCCCCAAAUUUGAGAUACCACUUGGCAUUUAAUUCUCUUAUAAAAUAUAUUCUAAAAUAACUGAUAAACAUAAAUGAGUAUUGUUAUGGGUUGAAUUGUAUCCCCCCAAAAGAUGUUGAAGUCCUAACUCCCAGUACCUGUGAGUGUGUAUUUGGAAAUAGGGUCUUUGCAAUUGUAAUGAAGUACAAAUGAGGUCAUUAGGGUGGGCCCUAAUCCAACGUGAAUGGUGUCUUUUUAUAAGAAGAGGAAAACGCCAUGUAAAGACAGACACACAGGGAGAAUGCCAGGUGAUAACAGAGGCAAAGAUUGGAUGCAGCCACAAGCCAGGGGACACCACCAGAAGCUAGGAAGAGACAGGGCAGGAUUCUACCCAGAGUCUGAACAUGGCUCUGCUGACACGUGGGUUUCAGACUUUUGGCCCCUAGAACUGUGAGAGAAUAAAUUUCUGUUGUUUUAAGCCAUCCACUUAGUGGUUCUUUGUUAUGGCAGCCCUGGGAAACUAAUAGCAACGUGUUAGCCCUUUUCUGAGUCUGAAAGCAGGUCGAAAGUAAUUUAUAGAGCAGUCAGCUCUGUGUUCAGGGCUGUUUUUCCAAAAGAAGUUUUUAAAAUUCUGAAUUUCUAAUGAUAAUGUCUAAGCUUAUUACUUCUUAGCCAGUUACCAGAUUGCUACAUGAUAGAGAUCUUUGGGGUCAAUGCUGAAAUCUUAAAUUCCUAAGUGCAAACAAAAUGCUUUUGUUUCUCUCCAUAGUCAGUGCCCUUUUAGUUUAACAGUAUAAAGCAACUAAAUGAAACGGUGUAUUUCCAGACUUAUAUACCAGAUUUUUCUUUUCCGCUCUCUGUCAUUGGGUACUUUAUCAUAUGUUCCCAGCACAAAGAGAAUCUUCAAUUCUGUCAGUGACAGAUGAGCAGUACCCUACCCUAGGAAAACAAGGGCUGGGAUUCUGAAGUAGAAG
Mesoplodon densirostris (Blainville's beaked whale) is the source of this 1780-nucleotide messenger RNA. RefSeq names its product ubiquinol-cytochrome-c reductase complex assembly factor 6. The record is from RefSeq and is a predicted model, not a curated record. The transcript has 3 exons. Gene Ontology annotation, cellular component: mitochondrion. Lineage: Eukaryota; Metazoa; Chordata; Mammalia; Artiodactyla; Ziphiidae. Bases 108 to 323 code for a protein of 71 amino acids. Gene Ontology annotation, biological process: mitochondrial respiratory chain complex III assembly.